Molecule: messenger RNA, 1745 nt
Organism: Lampris incognitus (smalleye Pacific opah)
Lineage: Eukaryota; Metazoa; Chordata; Actinopteri; Lampriformes; Lampridae
Gene: ada2b
Product: adenosine deaminase 2b
Exons: 10
Coding region: 165-1685 (506 amino acids)
Biological process (GO): adenosine catabolic process; inosine biosynthetic process
Molecular function (GO): adenosine deaminase activity
Source: RefSeq, a predicted model, not a curated record
GGCAGGGGUAACAAGGGUAGCUAGAAGAGAGGAAGAUGAGUAUUUGGAGGACUGGUGCGCUAAAACCUAGGACACCACAAGCCGUAGGCAGUGAUAUGACGGGUGGCUGUAUGGUAUGUUAAAAGAGGACUAUAAAUCGGCACUGUGCAGUGGAAUAUAAGGACAUGGUGAUUUGGGUGUGCAGAGGAAGACUCCGGGCUCUGGUCAGAUGCAGCCUCUUCCUGUGGUUCGUGGUGGUAUGUAAUGGGGGUCCUGACCCCAUCCAGAGAGACGCGUUGAUGCAUCAGGAGGUGUCCAGGCAGAUAGGAGGCAGAGAGACACUGACGCUGGCAGAACAGAAACUCGAUGCUCACCUCCGCUGGUGUAAACAGAAAGAGAUGUCUGCUGACCAGUUCCCGCCUUCUAUGCACUUCUUCAAGGCAAAACCGCUCAUUCAAAAAAGUCCAAUCUUUAACCUUCUGCAAAAGAUGCCUAAAGGUGGAGCCCUCCACAUUCACAGUUCAUCUCUGGUCAGCGUCGACUGGCUGGUGAAAAACGUCACCUACAGGCCAAACUGCUACAUCUGCUUCACGUGGGACAACUCCGUCCGUUUCCUCUUCUCUGAUCGCCAACCCUUCCCUCGAUGGGACUGCAUCUACUGGCAACUGCUAGAAACCCUGAGAGCCAAAAUGGGAGAUCCUACUGACUUUGAUAACAGUUUAAUACGGAAUCUCACCCUGUACACAGAGGACCCCGACGUCGCCUACCCGAGUCAAGAUGUGGUGUGGCAUAAGUUUGAGCGGGCCUUCAUCACGGCAGCAGGACUCAUCACCCACGCCCCCGUGCUGACGGACUACUUCUACAGGGGCCUGGAGGAGCUCCACCAGGACAACGUCAUGUAUCUGGAGCUCAGAAGUGGUCUGUCACGGACGUACGAGCUCGACGGAAGCAUCCACGACAAGGUUUGGUCACUGAAAACCUUUCAAGAAGCCACAAAGCGGUUCGUGGCGGACCACCCAGAUUUCCUUGGGGCUCGUAUGAUUAUCACCGCGCACAGGGCGCUGAGAGUAUCGGACAUCAAAGCCGCCGUGAGGGAAGCCAUUCAGAUGCAGAGGGAUUUCCCAGAGGUCGUCGCCGGAUUUGACCUGGUUGGCAGGGAGGACAGCGGACGGACGCUCUGGUAUUUCAGAGAGGCGCUGUCGCUGCCAGGUGACCUUGGAGCUGUGCUGCCAUAUUACUUUCAUGCAGGGGAGACGGACCAUGAAGGCACCAAAGUGGAUGAAAACAUUCUGGACGCCCUCCUGUUCAACACAACACGCAUUGGUCAUGGUUACGCUUUGGCACACCAUCCACUGGCCAAGGAGCUGUCCAGGAAAAGAAAUGUGGCCGUGGAGUUGUGUCCCAUCUCAAACCAGGUGUUAAAGCUGGUGUCAGAUCUGAGGAACCACCCGGCCGCUGUCCUGAUGUCGGAGGGUCAUCCUCUGGUCAUCAGCUCCGACGACCCGUCCCUCUUUGGCACCUCCGGCCUCUCCUACGACUUCUACCAAGCCUUUGUGGGCAUCGGAGGGUUGAAAGCGAACCUUGGCACCCUCAAAGAGUUGGCUGUCAACUCUAUCAGGUACAGUUCGUUGCCACCUCAGCUGAAGGAAACAGGCCUUGUUAUGUGGCAGAGCAAGUGGGACGUGUUCAUAUCUGAAAAUUCAUGACAGCCGUACAACAACAAAGGGAAUUUGUCGGUAACAUUUACCGUUUCAACAAAAGCAAAC